UAAACAAGAGGCGAAACAACUUAGAUAUGAACACCAAUCCCUAGAGCACCAGACGAACCACCACGUGACCUCCAGUCCAGCGAGUUUUCUGUUUUUCUUCUUUCACGUCCGAGCUCGAAGAAUUCGCCCGGUUCACUUGCACGCAGAGGAAACUGGCUCAAACGGACCAGCCUCUUCGACAUGGAUAAGCUGUUCGAAUCCCUGAAAGGGGUCCUCAAAUUCAAAGGGGUCGUAACAGACAACCACGUUUUCAGAUUGCACUAUAAAGUGACGCUUCCUAUACUAGUGGCUUUCAGUCUGUUGGUCACAAGUCGGCAAUACAUAGGAGAUCCUAUAAGCUGCAUUUCUAAAGAUGAUAUUCCUACGAAAGUAUUGGACACGUUCUGUUGGAUUCACUCUACUUUCAGUCUUGAAACUGCUUGGCUCAAAAAAGUUGGGGUGGAGAUACCGUAUCCAGGUGUAGACAAAUACACACCCGAGGAUAAAAGGACUUACCAUGCUUACUAUCAGUGGGUCUGUUUUGUGCUGUUUCUUCAAGCCCUCUUGUUUUACCUCCCUCGUUACUUCUGGAAGUGCAUGGAGGCAGGAAGAAUCAAAGCGAUGAUCUUGGAUCUCAACAAUCCAGUGCUGAACGAAUCAAAACGGGAAGCCAAUCUGAGAUUAUUGGUGGAUUAUGUGAUCGCUAAUUUUAAUCACAAUGAUAGCUAUUGUGGAUAUUAUGCUUUCUCAGAAAUUAUGAAUGCCGUGAAUGUUAUUGGGCAGAUGUAUUUGAUGGAUACCUUUCUGGGAGGAGCGUUUUCAUCUUAUGGUACCCAGGUGUGGAAGUUCACCGAAUGGGAUUGGUCAGUCAGGUAUGAUCCUAUGAUCCGUGUUUUCCCAAGGUUGGCCAAAUGUACUUUCCAUCGCUAUGGUUCUUCUGGAGAUGUACAGCGACAUGAUGCCAUGUGUAUACUUCCCAUCAACAUCAUCAAUGAGAAGAUCUAUGUGUUUCUGUGGUUUUGGUUUGUGAUGUUAUCUGUGGUGUCGUGCAUUGCUGUUGCUUACAGAAUCUUGCUGUAUGUAUCUCCUGAGGCCCGUAUGCGUGCCCUUAAACCGAGAGCAAGUCUGGCCAGGGAAGAGCACUUGGCGAUUGUGCUGAACAAAUGCAAAGUAGGAGAUUGGUUUAUUAUUAGUAUGUUGGCCAAAAAUUUGCAUUGUAUAAACUUCAGGGAUUUUAUGUCUAAUUUGUCUCGACGACUGGAAGGUAAAGAUUACAGUGAUACGUCUGAAGCAUAAAUUUAAAAAAAUAGAGAGAAAUGCUAUGAAAACUGCCUUUUUUUUAUUUCAUUUAAAUCAUUUUUAAUUUCUUAUGUGUUUUGUAAUUGAUCGUUUGUGGUGCCUACUUUUUAGAUGUUUUUUUUAAAUAAAUUCUUCUUUUUUACUAUCAUUUUGGACAGUUCCUAGUUGUGUUUAUUAAGAAAUGAGAUAUUGUGUCCAUCUUUUAAUUCAUAUGAUCAUAGGGAAGAUUAUAUCUUUUUUUAAAAGAAUCAUUUUGAAUAGUGCCAUAUCAUUUUCAAUGAAAUAUGUUUAAUUUUUCAUUUUCAUCAUAUUGCAUUUUGAUUACCAUAUUUUUCAUAGUGCAAUCAGCUAUCAUGUACGCACGU
Molecule: messenger RNA, 1643 nt
Organism: Argiope bruennichi
Lineage: Eukaryota; Metazoa; Arthropoda; Arachnida; Araneae; Araneidae
Product: innexin inx2-like
Exons: 1
Coding region: 181-1275 (364 amino acids)
Biological process (GO): phototransduction
Cellular component (GO): gap junction; plasma membrane
Molecular function (GO): gap junction channel activity
Source: RefSeq, a predicted model, not a curated record